CCUGUGUUUAUAGGAAACUAAAUAUUUAUCUAUUUAUAGCAGUCUUUAUAUAUGCGUAGUUAAACAGCUCCCCCUAUAGGUAAAGUUUAACUUUACAAGUUGAGUUGUGGUUUAAUACAGGAUAAGCCAUAUUUGUUACGACACAUUUUCUAACCGACUGAUCCUGUGGAAAAGAUAAGAAGUAGAGUAAAGAUGCCAGAAGGCAGUGACGGUUACGUUAGGGCAGAAUUUCAAACUGAUGAUGAACAAGAAGACAGCAAAGAAAGUUGCAAUCAAGUGAAGUUGGUAAAAAGUCUGCAAAAUUUCAGUGGCUAUACAUCAAGUGGUGGCAGUGAUUCGGAACAAGAUCCGAGGGACUGGGGUAGAAGUCCUAGAAAUGGACAUGUACGCUCCAAAACGCUCAAUAUGCAUUCAGACCUGCAUGGUUGCCAGAGAGGUCUUCAAUCUAAAACUCGGAGACAACAGUCUCAUUCUUAUCAAAAGUUGCAAGAAAGAGCUAGUGAACAGGGAAAGAAAGCUACAAGCCUACCUGACAAACAGAAAAUAAGAAGGCGAAGAAAGAGACAAACGUCCUGCAGCUAUGGCGAAACUAAGAAAGACAGUAACCGAGUAAGCUGUAUUCUACGAUAUUUGAAUGUUGAUAACGGAACAAAGAGUUAUGUUGCAAAAGAAAAAUCUAUCGAUAAUUCCAUAUUGAUCAGCAAGGACAACAAGAAAUUAACUGACUUUGAUAAAGAUACUGACAAUAUCAAGAGAGAAGUUGACUCAAGUGAAAAAAGCUUUGAAGGAGUUAAAGAUAAUAAAGAAAUGUAUGAGAUUGAUGAAGAAAAACUGAAAGAAAAUUCAUCAGUCAGCACCACUGAUGACAAAAAGGAUACUGAGAAAUCUGAUCCUGUUGCUAAGCUAGUAAAAGUUGAUAAAGACAGGUUGAACAGUCGGGCAUCUUUGAAGAUGUGUACAGCCAAGAAUACGACAAAGUUGCAGACUGACAUGCUUGAGAAGCAGAAACUCAAAAAGGAAGAUGCUAAAACUUGUAAGGAAAUGGAGAACCAGUUUGGAAAGAUGUUCAGCAAUGACAUACGGGAUGUGGAAAAAAACAGUAUCCAUGACAAACUUAUUGUCAACAUGGAACAGGGAAAAUCAAGACAGAAUUUCCAAUUAGAUAAUAGGGAUGUAGAAAUAAUGGAGAGCAGAAAUGUUGAAACUGAGGAAACCAAAUUGAAAGCAGUUCUUGACCCAAAAGCUGUUUAUGAAAAGGAAAAAAUGGACAAAAGCGAUAAAGAGAAACCUCUCAAUGGAAAAAGGGAUGAAGAGAAAUCAGUUGAUGAUAAAAACAAAAAGGAGGAGUCUCUAGGAUUUGAAGUGAAGUGUGAAAGUUUGAUGGAGACAGAGCCAGAAAGUACAAACUUAGAGAGAGCUGAGCUGUUGUGGUAUAGAAGUAAAGGUUCUGAAGUGGAUAGGUUAAACAGCGUGGACGAGACAAGCUGUAGUUUCUCGGAGGAUCGUUGCCCACUGUCUACAGAAUGGCAGAGUAGCUCUGUGUUCUACUGUACCACAGAUUCCAAGAGCGUCGCUGACAUUUACACUGCAAACUGCCAGGACUCUAACAUAUUUGAAGAACUGUUAGAGGACAUGAAAAACGGAAGGUCAGUGUAUGUAUCAGAGAUGUUAAAGAUGAAGAUCAUUGAAUAUAUUGAUAUUAAGUCGAGAAGGGCAGAGCAAAUUCAAGGCAGUGACAACAAAAGUAAGAAUGAGUUAGUUGACAAUAUGAAUGCUGAGGAAAACGAAUGCAAGAUUGAUGAAGAUGAAAAGAAAAAUGAAAAAAUUGAUGGUGAGACUGUUGAUGAUGUUGAUAGUCUUGUGAAAAUGGAGAAUGGGUUGGAAGGAGAGAAAGAAAGAAAGUUUGAUAAUGAUGAGAAGGAAGAAUCGGAAAUUAGCUCUAUAGAGGACGAUACUGAUGACCAAGUACCUGACAGUGAGAAAGUUGUUAUCAUCCCUAUUGAAGAUGGUACUGAUAAAGAAGCUAACAUCAACUCUGUUGAAUAUGUAGUUGAAGAUGUUGAUGAACCAGUGGAAACUAAGAUUGAUCUUUCAGCUGAUGACUUGAUGAAAUAUCUGGAUGAUGGUGAACAAAAUGACAGUGAAACAAAUAAUUAUAAGACAUCAAUGAAAAUCAUUGAUGCUGAGGACAAAGAUGAAAAUGAAGAUAUUGCAUUGUUAGAAGAUACAGAACAUGAUAAAUCAAAGGUAGAACCAAACAUGAAAGAAUUAAAAGCUGGAUUGUUUAUAAAAGAUGCAAAUACAUAUUUGAAUAGGGACAUAUUUCUGAAGAAAGGUUCAAAUGGCAAUUCAGAUUGCCAAACAUUUGGAGAGCCACAGAAAAGAAAAGUGCAUCCUUAUUCAGAAAGAAAGAUGAAAUCAGACCAAACAUGCCCUGGUAACAGUAAAGAUGAUUGGACAAAGAUAAGGAGAAAGAAAAUCUUCUCUGUUACAAUACCAGAGAAAGAAUGUUGCAUAGCGCCAAAGAGGAAAUGGACUGGAAGGGGUUACAGUAUGUUUGGUUGUGGAAACUUUGGACGCAGGUGUUCAGCAAACAGUGGGAGUGGAAAGGGCGGAGAGAUGGGUGGCAACCAGAGUCCUAGCUCAAAUAAGAAUAAUGAAGACAAAAAUAUGGAAAAUCGUAGAAACCAGGGCAAUAAUGAUAGGGAAUCUGAAGAUAGAAAUAGUAACAAUAGUAACAAUUCUGGACAAAAUAAUGAGGGUAGAAGCCAAAUUGAUAUAACAGAAACUGAGAGCAAACAUCAGCCAACUAGAGGACAUGUUGAUAUUCGAGUACCAGUGCAGGAUUAUAAAAGAUACAGGAAGAAAGAUGAUGUUGAAGAAAGUAAGAAACAUACUAGCAUUGAAGAUUAUGAGUGGCUUGCAAAGAUUAGCUAUGUUGUUAAGAAUGCUCAAGGUCCAACAAUUUCUUUGAUUUCAACUCUGUCUGAUGAAGAAUGGCAGUGCAUACUGGGACAGUUAGAUAUGCCUGCAGAACUUUCACCAGAGGCAAUUCAUUGCAGUAUCUGUAUCACAGUUGAAUCUUUGCUGAAACACUACGCUCAUUGCUUAUCAGGCUACAAUAGCUGCGACAUGUGUGUUAAAAUAUUUUCCCUCAUUUGCUCCCAUGUUGCUAAAUGUGCGAAUGAUACAUCCGGGUGUAUUUGUGAGAGACGCAUUUGUAAUACCAUCAAACUUCUUUCCGAUAAUAACAUUGUAAUGCGUAUGAGGACACUGUGGUUCAAUGUCAGGAAGAAGCUUGCACGAAUCCUAGAUAACACUGAGGAAGAUGUUGUCCAAGAACCAACUCCUGUGGAUGAGCCAGUAAGUCGUCGUCCAUCUAAAAUAUUGUCCCACUCUGGACCUCUUCCAAGCAUUCCUGAGGGAACAACUCUGACUCUAGCUAGCACAUCAAGAAGUGGCUCCAGAGUCCUUCGUAGAAAGAAAUUAAGUCUUGCACACGUAGAUGAGAAAGCCCAGCGAGAUGCAGCAGAUGUUGAUGAUGAACCAGAAGAAGUAGAUUCUAAAUAUGGUCUUGCAAGAGCAGAAAUACCAGACGAAGCUGACGCUAUUCCUACAUCAUCAGAAGAUGGAAGUGUGGAUUCUUCAGGGUCAAUGAGUGCUGAAGGAUCAGGACAGUUUGGAAUCACAACAGGUGCUACUAGAUUUAAAAGUCUUCCUAUGGGACCCCCUGGUCACGGUGAACCAUACUUUCCAAGUUUCAAGGAUAGACCUACUGGGAAAAAAGGGAUAGGAGAGGUGGUUUAUGCCAAUGUCCAUCAGCUGGUCACUGUAAGUACUAUUUGGGAAAAGUUUAAAAUGCAGUACCUGAUUGAGGCAAAGUUAGCAAAACAUUAUACAGAGGAAGGUGUCAUCUUGCAAGAGUUCAAGAGUAAGUUAAAAAUAAAAGGCCUCAGAUAUCAGAAUGAUUUUCAGUGGGUGAAGGUCACUCACCUUGGAAAUGGAAUGACAGGAAAAUGCCACCUUGCUAAUGACUUUGAAACAGAUUUCAAAUU
Molecule: messenger RNA, 4055 nt
Organism: Ruditapes philippinarum (Manila clam)
Lineage: Eukaryota; Metazoa; Mollusca; Bivalvia; Venerida; Veneridae
Biological process (GO): protein phosphorylation
Cellular component (GO): cytoplasm
Molecular function (GO): protein serine/threonine kinase activity; ATP binding
Source: RefSeq, a predicted model, not a curated record